GAGGUCACUUUAGGGCCGCUGCUAUUCAGGUCACUUGGGAAGGAAGCUUUGUGAAGAAAUGCAAAUGUUCAAGUUCUCGAGGGAGAAGUUGAGCUGAAAAAGGAAAGCUGGUCGCCAGCUUUCUCUCUCUCUCACAAGGCUGGUCAACAAUCCGCGUUCAGGAUGAAGUUUUAUGGAGCUCUGAUCCUGUUUACGACUCUGUCCGCAGCAUGUGGAUUAAGAUGCUACACAUGCACAGCUGCCGACCCCAGAUCCUGCAUAGACACCAAAUCUUGUCCUGUUAUCUUCAACCGUUGCUUUUCUCUCAGAGUAGAUGGUUAUAACAUGGUUACGAAGGGCUGCCAAUCCAGCAUCGCAUGUGUCGGUGCUGUGACUUGCUGUGAAGGAGAUUUGUGCAACAGCGCCAUGCCAACUGGUCCCAGCGUCUUCCUGCUGCUGGUGUCCUCAGCCAUCCUCGUGGUCUUUCUCUGAGGCUCAGGAAAUUUUCGAUGCUGCACUUUUUUUCUGAAUUAAUUUGUACAAACAAAGGAGAAAUAAAGCAUCAGGCUGUGAAUUAAAAA
This is a messenger RNA of Stegastes partitus (bicolor damselfish), 560 nucleotides long. RefSeq names its product prostate stem cell antigen-like. NCBI's taxonomy places the organism in Eukaryota, Metazoa, Chordata, Actinopteri, Pomacentridae. The transcript is spliced from 3 exons. The record is from RefSeq and is a predicted model, not a curated record. The coding region runs from base 163 to 471 and encodes 102 amino acids.